Messenger RNA from Penicillium taxi, 4491 nucleotides. RefSeq lists its product as uncharacterized. Gene Ontology annotation, biological process: metal ion transport; transmembrane transport. The transcript is spliced from 10 exons. NCBI's taxonomy places the organism in Eukaryota, Fungi, Ascomycota, Eurotiomycetes, Eurotiales, Aspergillaceae. The record is from RefSeq and is a predicted model, not a curated record. Bases 1 to 4491 code for a protein of 1496 amino acids. Gene Ontology annotation, cellular component: membrane. Gene Ontology annotation, molecular function: metal ion transmembrane transporter activity; protein binding.
AUGCAUUCUCGCUCCGACUUUGAGAGGAACGCUACCUCUUCGGAAAGCGAAGACAGCUCAGAGGACGACUCCUUUGAUACUGAACUGCAACAACAACAAGAAGAAGAAUCCGUCAUCAACAGCUGCAACGAGGACAAAGAACCUCUUUUCACCUGGCAGCGGAGAAGGGACACCCCUCUGCUCCUGGCAUCUGCAAAUGGGCAUCUUGACGCCGUCUCUGCACUUCUGAGCCGAGAAGCCCAAAUCGACACACGCAACAAAUGGGGUAAUACACCACUUCAAAUGGCUUCUAAUAAUGGACAUGACAACGUCGUCUUGCACCUCUUAGAUAAAGGCGCGGAGAUUGAUAGCUGCAACAACAGCGGCAAUACUUCUCUCCAACUGGCCGCUGCAUUUGGACACGAUAGGGUCGUCUCGAUACUUUUGGGUAAAGGCGCCCAAGUAGAUAGCUGCAAUGAGAACAAAGAAACCUCUCUUUACCUGGCAGCGGCGAAUGGGCAUGUGAGCACCAUCUCGGCACUUUUGGACCAUGGUGCGGAUAUCGAGAGUAGGGAAUAUGACGAAGGAACCCCACUGCUCCAGGCAUCUACAAAUGGUAAUCUUGGAGCCGUCUCUGCACUUCUGAGCCGAAAAGCCCAAAUCGACACACGCAACAAAUGGGGUAAUACACCACUUCAGAUGGCUUCUAAUAAUGGACAUGAAAACGUCGUCUUGCACCUCUUAGAUAAAGGCGCGGAGAUUGAUAGCUGCAACAACAGCGGCAAUACUUCUCUCCAACUUGCUGCUGCAUUUGGACACGAUAGGGUCGUCUCGAUACUUUUGGGUAAAGGCGCCCAAAUCGAUAGCUGCAAUGAGAGCGGCAAUACAUCGCUUCAAUUGGCCGCCGAAAGUGGACACGACAGAGUCAUGUUCACUCUGUUGAGCAGGCGCGCUGCUGUUGAUUCCUGCAACAAAACAGGAAAUACGGCAUUGCAGCUUGCCUGCGCCAAGAACCAUCACUCAACAGUACGAAUACUUCUCAGUUUCCGAGCGGCCGUUGACGCCGGGAAUCACGAAGGCUACACACCAUUGCACUUUGCGGCCGAGGAAGAUGAUGCACAGACCGUUGCCCUUCUUCUAUCUCACCAAGCGGAUCCUACGAGAUUUGAUAACUACGGUCGCACUCCAAUCUUUUCGGCGAGCUCUUUAGGGCAACACAAAAAUGUUGAGAUGCUUAUAAAUAACGGUGCGGAUGUUAACGCAAAAACAUACCGAGGACUCACACCUUUACACGGGGCCGUUGGAUGGGCUGAGGGAAAAGAAGAAAGUACCCGAUUGACUUGCUUGAUCCAGCUCUUGAUAACCAAUGGAGCCAAAGUUGACGGCGUCGGGGGGAAUUCUCCACUUCAUAUGGCCUGUGAAGAAGUUCAUGCGGGCGCCAUAGAAUGUCUGGUGCGCCAUGGAGCCGACGUCAAUCGCAAGGAUGCCGCUGGAAAAACACCGUUCCAACUUGCACUCGAAGCAGAUGACAUCGAGCCGUUCAAACCCGUGGUCUUUGAGAGGCCAGGAAUUCUCCGGAAAGAUGAGGCUGGGCGUUCGGCCCUCCAUGAAGCCUCCUUAAAAGGCCAUUUGAAGAAUGUCCAAGACUUGCUGCAUGAUAUUAGCUUCGAGCUUCCAGCUCUAGAAACUUUCCACAUGAGCCCUUCGGGCCUAGCUAUUGCGCAAGACCAUCGCGAGGUGUCACUCUGUCUCUUGACAUCAGACCUGUAUUACCCUGGGUCUUGCUUGAGAAGAUACACGCCCCUUGCGACGAAAGAGGAGCUCUCUAUGAUUGAAGCCUGCCUUCUGAACUAUUCCAGCAAUCCCACUUUGUCGACAGAUGAACUUGAUUCCAUCGUGUACUGGAUGAUUGCGAACAAAAGCAGAUACCUUACGAAUGCAUCUUUUCCUGGCUACGCCUCUCUCGGACGGAGGUACAGGGGAGGUGCGAGUUUGUUUCAUAUUGCCGCACGGUAUAGCAAUCAUGAUUUGAUUCAGACCGUGCUCUUCAACCAUGAUUAUGAUUCCAGCCUACAGGACGACGAUGGAAACACUGCGCUGCACGCCGCCGCAGCAGCUGGAAAUCUAAACUUUAGUAAGGCUCUUCUGGAGAAGCCUGCCCAUUCCAGUCAGCAAAUAAUCGAUUUGAUUAUACAGCCCAACUGCAUGAGAGAAUCGCCCUUUUCUCUCGCAGUCAAAUGGCGUCAUUCAUCCUUGCGAGAUUACUUUCGACUUCAGCUCACUAAUCACACACUAAAAAGAGAGUUACUACAGGAUCCAGAUUCUUCGGUGCAAGUCCCGACUCGAGUGACGCAAGCACAAGAGCUUAUCUUUCGCUUUGAAAAGCCGGGGAUCCAAGACCGUCUUCUCCAGUUGCAGAAGACCUGGCUGGGGGAGCCGAGAAAUGAAAUAUGCGAUAAGGUCAAACAGCGCGCCGAAAAGUGGGGAAUACUUCCCACCGUGGUGUAUCAUAACCAGGCUGUUGCAUUGUGGUGGCUGCUCUCUAACGGGUGGGUAUUUGAUCAGAAAGAAAUUGAUCUUGCUAGGAAGGUUCUGGAGGCUCUUCCGGGGACAGAAAAAAAUUCAUACAGGGACGUCCUUUCACAACUGCUCCAAAACCCUCCACAGAUCGUCGAGCAGGCUGGCCUAACCGACAGUCACCGCGUUCCAGGCUUCCCUUCACGGCCAUCAGAUUUUCUCUUAGGCAAUGCUAACGUCGCCAUCAUUGAUUUCUAUGCACUGAGAGACGUCAUCGACCUUCAUAUGAUUGAACGAUCACUGGAUGACAUUAUUUACGACCAGAAACUUGGUCCCCAGAGAUUGAUGACGGAGUCAUUGGCCAGUAGGCAUCGUGAUCUGCAUUCGUUUAAGCGGCACUUGGAAGAUGUUGAUAAACGGUAUCGAGAGAUGAGUACUGCCCACUCCUCAAGGGAUCAGAAUCCUUUACCAAGAGAUACAAGUGACGCACCAGCCACAGGGGCACUUCAAUUCCGAUGGAUUCACCUUCCAUUCAAUCAUGUUGUCGUCAUGAACCGGACUUCGUUUGAGUGGAACGAUACCCCUAGUGCCAGCGAGCAGGAGACCUCCCACCACGAAAUAAUUUCAAUACAGAUGCCCUACUUGAACAAGGCCGUCUCUCCGCUCAGUCAGCCGGAUAGACUGGAUUCAGGCCUCCAUCAGCCAAUGACUCUCGACCAAUUUUACUACCAGACCCUCGAAGAUAGCACAGUGAGAGAUAUUGAUCAGGUCGUAGUGCGAUGGGCCGAGUGCAUGAACCACGAAAUCCAGCAGCCAAAGAGGAGCACCGCUGCUCAGGAAUAUGAGCGCCGAAAGCGUCAGGAAUAUCUUCGCGAGCCAGGGAAACAAAUUCUGGCUGUCGAUCAAAUCUGGAUUCGUAUCCUCGAUAAUAAGACUAUCGUCACCAGUUGUACAAACCCAGAAGAUUCAACUGAAGCGAGACUCCCGGAACGGAUUCGCCGGUUCAUCAUGCUGAAUGACGAAAAAGAAGAGUUUCAGCGGCCUAAGACGACAAAAGCCAUGGCUGAGAUCGUGCUCACUAUCAUGACCACGCUGAUACUUGACCAGAAGUUCUCCCGAAGCCUUCCAAAAGUGGAUCAGGAAACAUCAAAAGGAAAAAAUGCCCUUGAAAUAUUUCAGGAAUCAGUUCGAGAUUUAAACGAGUCUCACACCCACGAGCACACCGGAUUUAUCCGAGAUCUCCCUAAAAACCCUUACCACAUCAUCGACGACGAAGCCCACUUGCUGCGAGAGGCUAAGGAUAUCCGCGAUGAGCUGAACAUUUUCAAAGCAGUAUUAGAAGGCCAGCAGCAGGUGUGGCAACAGACCUUCGAGACCGAAGACCUUGACACGUUUGCGGGGUUUCAGUAUAGCCAUCCUAUGAAUCCCACGCGCAUGUUGUGCGAAAUCCAGCGCAUCGCCGAUGAGGUGGCUGCUGUCCAGGAAUCGAUCAAUGCUCUCUUGGAGCUACGUCAGCAGCAGGCCGGUAUCAAAGAUGCCGAGUUCGGAAGAUGGCAAGCAAACGACACUGCCAAACAAGCCAACAUAUCGCUGAUCUUUACAGUGGUGGCUAUUCUAUUCCUCCCUCUGUCCUUCCUGACCUCGUUGUUCGCUUUGAAUGUGACGGACUUCCCGCAUCCCAACGGGGAUUUGGAGUUCCAGGGGAAAUGGAUCUUUCCGAUCAUCUUUUGCACCUCGGCUUGCAUAUCCAUUCCAUUCCUCCUGUUUGCCUUCAAUGUCAAUCGCGCUGUGCAUUUAUGGAACUUGAUAACCUCGCGUAAAUCGCACAAGCUGAACCAGCCCAAGAAUGUAGUGGAGGCAGAGGACACUUCCCUGCCUCCGAGCUUUUCGAAUUCGGUCCCGCGGAGACUGGGAGACAAAGCAGAACUACUGAGGCUUAUACGUCGGCGCGAAAAAAGGAUGGAUAGUGAGCGAGGGUACCGAGAAGGGGAUUGA